AUGUCCGACAUAGUCCAGCGCACCGAAGAGCUCGUCCGCGAGUACAUGUCCAAGUACGACUGCUCGCACGACUGGUUCCACGUGCAGCGCGUGGUGCGCCAGGCGCUCGCCCUAGCCGAGUCCUGUCGACCGCCCCGUCGAUACGCUGGUAGUCCACCUAGCCGCCCUUUUGCACGACGUCGAUGACGCAAAGUACCGUAAGCCCGACGAAACUCCGUUCUCUAUCCCCUCCUUCCUUCAAGCCGCCGGCCUGGACACUGCACGCGCUCAGCUGGUCAAGCGCAUUGUCGACCAUGUAUCGUUCCGCAAGGAGCUGCUGGCCAUUGAACUGGACCAGCUCGGCAAGAGCUCUGAGGAGGAGCGCGUGUUCCGCAAGGAAGUGUGUGGAGUUGGCGUGCGUGCAGGACGCUGACCGACUCGAUGCCAUUGGGGCGUUUGGCGUGCUCAGGUGCGCGGCGUUUUCGGGCGCCCGCAAUCGCACCUUGCAUGACCCGAAGGAUGUCGCCAUAGAAGACAUUUCCUACGCCCAGUAUGUGGAGCAGGGCGGCUCUGGCACUGCUGUUGCGCAUUUCCACGAAAAGCUGCUCAAGCUUGCUGGAAUGAUGAAGACUGAUGCCGCCAAGCAGCAGGCCAAGGACCGCCACCAGUUUAUGAUCCAGUUCCUGGCCCAGAUCCAGCAGGAAUAUGAUUUUGCCAGUCUGCCCAGGCACUGAGUUUUGGGGGCCCAGUGGGCCUGGCUGCUUUCCCAUGCAGAUCGAGGGGAGGCCAAGGUCUGAAAAACUUUUCAUGUAGCUCCGCAUAUUUGGUCGCACUGGCGCCAGACCAUUUCCAUGUAGGUUUAGCCGCACAUGAAUAAACUCUGCAUCGGCCGCGUUCCUGUUCCCACCGGCCGUGUUCUACAAAAAAGUGUGCUGAGCCAAGAGCUGAAAACCUUAAUAUCCCUAGUGCUACAUUACCCAUCCCUCCUCCAGGCAGGCGAUGGAAGAUGGGUCCGUUUCUGUAUUUGCAUUGGCUGGUCGGC
Molecule: messenger RNA, 1021 nt
Organism: Linderina pennispora
Lineage: Eukaryota; Fungi; Kickxellomycota; Kickxellomycetes; Kickxellales; Kickxellaceae
Exons: 1
Coding region: 183-713 (176 amino acids)
Source: RefSeq, a predicted model, not a curated record